AGCAUGCUCUUGUCUUGGAGAUGCGAUCUGAUCUUUGGGAGACUUCGGAUUCUCCAUCAAUUUGAAUAACGAUACACUGUCGGUUGGAUCGUGAGGAUAAAUUAUUUCAGAUCGAACUCGUCCGCUCGCGGGACGGUGGUUUGGGGCUUUUCAUUGAGGUGAUUAUAUACAUCUCGUUGGCCUGGGUGCUGUUUAGUUCUUGGUGAGGGUUUUGAGAAUUUAGUGGAUCGGUCACCACAGCUUGUGAAAGAGGUUCAGUUAAGUACUUGCGCGGCUUGAGAAAAUGGGGUUAGACGUAGCAUCUAUGGUGCACGGGCAAAUGGAGUUCACCAUAGACUUGCACAAGGCCGUGGUGAAAGGUAAGGAGACCAAGAAUGUGUUACUUUCGCCACUUAGCAUUAGCCUAGCAUUGGCGAUGGUAUCGGCUGGGGCUAAGGGACCGACACGGGGGGAGAUUGCCAAGUGCAUCAAACUUCCUGAAGGCGACCCCAUGCACAACUUCUCCUCGCAGCUGAAAACGGUCGUCCUAGCUGACGGGAGCGGCGCUGGGGGCCCGGAACUCGCACUUGCCAAUCGUGUCUGGGUGGAUGAAUCCGUGACACUCAAACCUGAGUUCCAGAAAAUCCUUAAGGAUAGCUAUGGAUCUGAGGCUGCAUCGGUUGACUUCCAUGCAAAGGCUGACGAAGCUCUAGCGAAAGUAAACGAGUGGGCUAAAGAAGCGACACAUGAGAAAAUUGAGGAGCUUCUUCCUACAGGAUCGGUGGAUCAGAUGACACGUGUUGUGUUAGCAAAUGCUCUAUAUUUCAAGGGAGCAUGGAAGAAGCCAUUUGAGGAUGAAGACACAAAACACGGAGAAUUCUUUUUGCUGGAUGGAAAAAGCAUCCAAGUCCCAAUGUUGCACACAACCAAGAAGCAAUACGUGAAAGAUUUCUCCACCUUCAAGGUUCUUCGCCUGCCGUACUCCGCUGGCAGUGACAGACGUUCCUUUUCAAUGUUCAUCUUGCUGCCUCAUGAGAAGGACGGCAUCACUGAGUUGGAAAAAUCUCUAGACUUGAAGAUUCUCGCGGAAGAUCUCAGGACGGUUAACCAAGAGGUUCCAGUGACCGAGUUUGCACUGCCCAAGUUCAAAAUCUCUCACGGGUUUGAGGCACCGGAAGCUCUCAAGUCUCUUGGCUUGUCUUUGCCCUUUGGAGAAGAGGCAGAUCUCACAGAUAUGGUGGAUUCCCCAACGGCUGACAAACUCUACGUUUCAAACCUGUACCAUAAAACUUUUGUAGAAGUAAACGAGAAGGGCACAGAGGCCGCCGCAGCCACAGCUGCUACCAUUACAUUGAGAAGCCUCCCCAUGUUCCAUGAACCCACUGACUUCGUCUGCGACCACCCAUACCUGUUCAUUAUCAAGGAAGAACUGACCAAUGUGAUCAUCUUCACUGGCCGCAUUACCGACCCCUCUGUUGGAAACUAGACCUCAUUGUAGAAAGAUGACGUAUCAUACUUCAGCGUCUUGGUACCUCAUCUUCGAGGACACCAAUCUCGAUUAACCCACAUAAGACGCCCUCAUGCAAAUAUGAUAGAACUCAGGUCUCCAUUGAUUAUUUCGUCACAAUCCAAGACUGUUCUGCAGGACGCAGUUGAGCACAUCGUUAAACUGCGAGGACUGGAACUCGGAGUGAUCGUUGUUGCAAGUUUUAUAAGAUUGGGUAGUGCUGGACAUGCGUCAGCAACCGUUCUAGCGGAAGUCUGAGCUACCUGUUGACUGUUUCUAUCAUUUGGUAUCACUACACUUUUUGGUAUGAUGA
Messenger RNA from Physcomitrium patens, 1799 nucleotides. RefSeq names its product serpin-ZXA. Lineage: Eukaryota; Viridiplantae; Streptophyta; Bryopsida; Funariales; Funariaceae. The record is from RefSeq and is a predicted model, not a curated record. Gene Ontology annotation, molecular function: serine-type endopeptidase inhibitor activity.